AACACUACAUGCACGCUAGUGGCUAGCACUGCCGCAGUAGGUCAGUCGGGUGUACGUACGGUGCCAUGGCCUCGGCCUCGCUGCCGCUCCUCGUCAUCGUCCUCCUCGUCUCGGUCGUCGGAGCUUGCACUCGUGCUGCCGAGGCGGCGGCUACCCGUAGGAAGGACGAUGUCAUCACAACAACCACCAGCAGCAGCCGUGGAUCAUCCUCACCGUCGUCGUCACCCUCCCCAGGAGCAGCAGCAGAGAAGAAGGAGAAGCCCAAGGGCGGUGGCGGCGCGACGUCCGCGAAGAAGCCGUCGCCGCCGGCCAAGUGCGUGACGAGCAAGGACUGCCACCUCAAGCGGCUGGUGUGCGCCAAGAAGUGCACCAUGGCCGCACACAACAAGUGCGCCGCCAAGUGUUCCCACUCUUGCAACGCCCUCCCCAUCUGCACCUAGCUGACAUGCAUGCUAUGUAACCCCCAGUAAAAAUAUUAUUUAUUUAAUAAAAUGGACCACAUGUCUGUAGUUCAAUCCGUAUGUCAGCCUGUGCAAUCAAAGAGGAAUGUGAAUUGAUAUCUAUACUACUUAUUAA
Messenger RNA from Zea mays, 576 nucleotides. NCBI's taxonomy places the organism in Eukaryota, Viridiplantae, Streptophyta, Magnoliopsida, Poales, Poaceae. The record is from RefSeq.